This is a messenger RNA of Penaeus monodon (black tiger shrimp), 2553 nucleotides long. RefSeq names its product membrane metallo-endopeptidase-like 1. The record is from RefSeq and is a predicted model, not a curated record. Gene Ontology annotation, molecular function: metalloendopeptidase activity. Gene Ontology annotation, cellular component: plasma membrane. Gene Ontology annotation, biological process: protein processing. NCBI's taxonomy places the organism in Eukaryota, Metazoa, Arthropoda, Malacostraca, Decapoda, Penaeidae.
AUGCAUCCUAUUACUGAAAGGCAGCCACCCGUAACCGAAACAUCUGUCACGGAGAUCUCCAGUACUGAGCGUGCGUUUGAGAUAACAACUGAGGCUGUGACAAUAACGGAGACAACUGAGGCUGUGACAAUAACGGAGACAACUGCGGAGACAACGGAGGCUGAAUCAACAAUAACAACAACUGAAGAGAUUCCAACAACCACAGAAGAAUAUACUUUCACUUACAUGGAAGGGAGGGACUGCAACACUACUGAUUGCAGACGUCUGGCGGCGCGCAUGCUGGACAUGAUGGAUAAUGGGGAUAUCAGCCCCUGUGCGGACUUCUACCAGUACGCAUGUGGCGGUGUGGUGGACAACGGCUUCCUCAGACCGGAGAAUCCUCAGUACUAUGUUGAUAGAAUUAUCGGAGAAAAGCUUGCGUCAGUGCAUCCUGAUGACCCGGACUUGGGUGCUGCGAAGGUGUUCUUUGAUGGCUGUCUGCGGACGAGCACAGGCGUGUUAGAACGACUGAGCGAUAGCAUGAAAGUCUUCUCGGCUCUUGAGUCCCUGUGCGACGCGAGCAGCGGCUCGGGCACUUUCGACCUGACCGAAACCUUGACUACGAUGAUGAAGAUGCAUUUCACUCCACUCUUCGACCUGACGUUAGACGUGGAUGGUGAAGAUCCAGACAAUUUCGUUCUCCGGCUUUCGCUGCCGACGUUCACUUCACCUUUCGGCGAGAAUCUGGCGCACACGGUUUGUGUCGGGGAAUACCAUUCCGAGCUGGCAGCCGCCAAACAGCGAGGCGGGGUGUUCGACUUGGACGAACAGUACGACAAGUACAACGAGUGUAUAAGAAGAGGCAAAGGCUCGAAUGCUCGCUACAUGAAAAUGAAGGAAAUGGUGAAGAACAUGGACCUAAUAGGCAAUCAUACUGAAGUUAACAUGACGCAAAGGCUGAAUCAAGUCAUAAUCGACUUGGAUUUCUUCAUUCAGCCAAUUGUGCAGGAAUUUCCCGAGAAGUCAACAUUCCGCCUGCAUAAUUUGGAAAAGAAGUACGAUACAAUGUCUUUGGCUGAGUUGAUGGCUCUGGAUGGAUUCAGCGAGAACAUCGACUGGCAUAAACUCGUAUCCGAUCUGCUGGGCAUCAGUGUCGACCCCAAGAGCAUUAAGGUGCAGGUUUACUUCAAGGAUCGACUGCAGAAAAUCAUCGAGCACGUUAACGAAAAUAUUUACGACGCAUCGAACAUUCAUGCCAUGUUCAUGAUGCUUUGGAGUGAACAGCUGUAUAACGACUUCGUGGACCCCCUCGGGGUUGCCAUGGGCUCUCCCGAUUACUGCCUCCGCAUUGUGAAGAAUCUGAUGCACGACUUCUCGUCUUACCUGUAUCUUGAUGCCUUGGGAGCCAAUCUCGACGAGUAUCAGCAGCAGAUCAACACGAUGGUCCGGCUGACGAAGAAGACGGCCGAAGAGCAGCUGAGGCGAGCGCAUCCUUCCUCGCCCGACAACUUACUCAUCGAGAAGCUGCGCAAAAUGACCGGCGAGACGAUGGACCUCGAGACCUCGAAAAACAUCCUGGCGCACAGCAGGACGGGGGUGAAUAGUACAGGGAACUUCAUUGAAGACUGCCGUACACUCUUGUUACGGUACAGAUCCUACUUAUAUAGUAUGUAUGAAAGAGGACCCUCCAAUCCUGAAGUUAUGUGGAAUCAGUUCCUUCUACCUUACAAAAGUUACGGUACCUACGUCUACGCCAUGAACAAAUUCUUGAUCCCGUACGGUGCCAUGGCAGCCCCGCUCUUCUAUGGCGACGAUGUCCCCCAUUAUGUCAACUUCGCUGGCAUUGGUCACAUGAUCGCACACGAGCUCAUGCACAGCUUUGACGGCACAGGUAUCUACUACGACGGCGAAAGAAGAAACCAGGACAAGAUCUCAGAGAGCCAAGCUUAUGUGCCUCAUACUGAGUGUCUGUCAGAAAAACUCAUUUACCCUCAGUAUGUUAAUACAACAAGUGAUCUUGACACAAACUUUACGCUGCCUCACCGCCUCGCCCUCAACGAGCUCCUCUCGGACUCCGCGGCCACCAGACUGGCUUGGGAAACUUACAUCUCCUUACGUGGACGGGGUGGAAGCAGCCAGCCCAGCCGCCGCCGACGAUCCCUGGACUGGUAUCCCCCAGGAGCUCGAGCCAAACGCCAGGCCGUGAUGCCGCCUCCGGGACCUAUUAAACCCUUGCCUUCGACCAACACUUCGGAGCCAAAACUGCCUUUCCUGGACCUGACACCCAUUCAACUGUACUUCCUCCGCACAGCGCAGACGCAGUGCAGCGCUACCAGUGACAUCAUGUUUAACGUCAAAGAAGAUGAGCAUCUGCCAUCUCGCCUCAGAGUGAAUAUGAUUCUGAUGAACGACCCGCUGUUCGCCGAGGCCUUCCAGUGCCAGGGGGGGGAGCCAUGGUGGCCGACGAGCAGUGCGACUUCUCCUUGGGGUAGAGGAGCGUCUCCAUCAGCUCUCAAUUUGGUAUCAUCCUCAGGAUUUAAAGUAGGGAUGCCCACAAAUCUAAAGAUCAUGUGA